AUGACUCGAACCGCCGACGCAGUCUCCGACCGCCUGCUGCAGCUGGGGGAGCUAAUCCAGACCAAUAUCACCCAGUUGAUUGAGUCUCGUCGCGCUGUGACAGCUACAGGCAACGGGACUGAGCCUUCUGAUCUCCCGCCGUGGAGCGUUUUCAACGCCCAGCGCGCCCUGCAAGCCGCUACCGGCAGCCUUACCGAGCUGAUUAGCCAGCCGGAGAACCGCCUGCUCGAAGUUUCUUCUCAGUACUUUGAAGCUCGGGCCCUGCACAUAGCCGCAGAUGCACGCAUCCCGGAUCUACUCGCCAAGACUGCCCCUAGAGGUGUUCCCAUUGAUCUCCUCUCCGCCAAAGCCGGCAUCGAGUCUCGGAAGCUCUCGCGAUUACUGCGCUGCCUGUGCUCGAUUCAUAUCUUUACCGAAGUGGAGCCUGACGUCUUCGCCAAUAACGCCGUUUCUGCAGGGCUCGUCGACAACGAGCCCCUGCGCGCCUAUAUCCUCCUGUUACGGCAUGGCAGGAUGCCUUGGGUGUUUCCAAGUCCCGAUGGGAUUGGCUUGAGGAGAAAACCAGCGCGUCUGACUUGCACAAGGGUUACAAUGCUGCCGUUCAGGGAACGACUGACACGGACACCGCCGCACGCACCUCCCCUAGUGCUCCCGGUGCCGGGGGCCAGGGGGGGUGACGCCGCUGCAGCCAGCCCCAAGACGCCGUACCCGGGUGUGUUUGGUACCGAACUGAGUAGGGUAGUGAACAGUGGGGUCGGCGAUGGCCAGCCUAUUUCGAGGCCGGAACACGCCAUCUUCAGCUUGGCCAUGGUCGGCGGUGGCAGAGUAUUCGGUCGAGCUCACCUACAUGCUUACGUGGCAGGUGGCUUCUGUCUGCAACUCUCUCAUCUCUACCCUAAUCUGAAGUUCGUCCUUCAGGACCGUGGCCCGGCCAUCGAAAAGGCCCAGAAUGAGGUCUGGCCGCGCGAGAACCCCGCGGCUCUUGCCGCAGGUCGAAUUCGGUUUGUUGUACAUGACUUUUUUGAGAAAAACCCCGUACCCGAAGCGGAUGUAUAUUGGCUCCGGUAUGUGCUGCAUGACUGGUCAGACGACUACUGUGUACGCAUCCUCAGCGGUAUCAGACAGAGCAUGGGUCCUAGAAGCCGCAUCUUGAUCUGCGAUCAAGUCAUGAACACAACUCAUGGGUGCUCUGACCUACCUCCAGCGCCCGAGCCCCUGCUGCCAAACUGGGGCUACUACACAAGAUACUCGCAUCAGCGGGACCUGGCUAUGAUGGCGAUCAUCAACGGCAUCGAGCGGAAGCCUGACGAGUUCCGGGAGCUAGUGGAACGUGCCGGACUCCGGCUGCGCAAGAUCUGGGACUGCCGUAGCCAGGUUGGUCUGGUUGAAGUUGUCCUGCCCAACUCUGAGCUGUAG
Messenger RNA from Verticillium alfalfae VaMs.102, 1416 nucleotides. RefSeq lists its product as hypothetical. Gene Ontology annotation, molecular function: O-methyltransferase activity. The coding region runs from base 1 to 1416 and encodes 471 amino acids. The transcript has 6 exons. The record is from RefSeq and is a predicted model, not a curated record. NCBI's taxonomy places the organism in Eukaryota, Fungi, Ascomycota, Sordariomycetes, Glomerellales, Plectosphaerellaceae.